Cinclus cinclus is the source of this 2710-nucleotide messenger RNA. RefSeq names its product CD180 molecule (gene CD180). Gene Ontology annotation, cellular component: extracellular matrix. Gene Ontology annotation, biological process: B cell proliferation involved in immune response; positive regulation of lipopolysaccharide-mediated signaling pathway; cellular response to lipopolysaccharide. Gene Ontology annotation, molecular function: protein binding. NCBI's taxonomy places the organism in Eukaryota, Metazoa, Chordata, Aves, Passeriformes, Cinclidae. The record is from RefSeq and is a predicted model, not a curated record.
AUGUCCUGGCCGGGCAGGUGGGUGCAGGGCCGCAGCGUAGUGAAAAGCCCCAAAGCAGUGCCGAGGAAGCAGCGGCGGUGGGACAGCGCCGGCCCAGCUCCAGCAGGGCAGGAGGAGGCAGCUCAGAGCUCCGAGGAACACGAGGAGAUGAUGGCAGAUUCCUCAGGACCAGGCCCGGUGAGGUGGGAAGGUUUAGGACUGAGAGAGGUUCCUGUACUACUUGUCACAACAGAAAUCCUCAAUUUCAGCUUCAAUGUUCUCCCUUCCCUCCACAAUUCAACCUUCUCUGACCUGAAUUCUCUUCUCUCCUUGGACUUAACAAGGUGUCAGAUCAGCUGGGCAUAUGAUGGUGCCUUUCACAGCAAGAGGCAGCUGAACCCAGUCAUGCUGACCAGAAUCCUGCUCAUGUUUCUGUCUGACACAGCAUUCACUGGCCCACACUCCCUGGAUAUGUUGACACAGACAGGAAUGACAAGGAUCUUCAUUAUUCCUGUGUCAAAUCUUGACGGCUUAGCGAUCUUCAUCUUGGGCAGCAACCACAUCUCUUCACUGCAGCUUCCUCCCAUCCCCACUUGGAACCUCAAACACCUCCAUUUUCAAAUGAACAACAUACAAGCAAUCACAGCAGAAGAUGUCCAAGCUCUGCAGAAGACCAGCAGUGUUACUCUCAUCCUUAAAGGCAAUAACAUUACAUAUGUCGAACCUGGAUCUUCUCAGUCCCAUUUCUACAGUCUGGGCUUGGUAGGCUGUGCUCUGGGGGUCCUGGUGGGGAUACAGAACUCCACAGCCCAGACCCAUCACCUGGGAACAUUUUACAGUGUGGAAAAGGAGUACAUAUGCCCAGAUGUUUUACAAGGCCUCUGUAGUAUCUCUGCCAAGGAUCUCUAUCUGCAGUUAUGGCACUUCAAAAAUCCAAAUGCUGACACAUUUCAGGGCUUAACCAGGCUCCAGAAGCCAGACCUAACCCAAAACCUUAUCCAUGCACAGCCCCCUGGCAUCAGUGGCAUGAGCUUGCUAGAGGAGAUGGUUCUCAAUGAAGAGUACCUCUGCAACACCAGCUCUGCUGCCUUCCCCUCCCUCACCUGCCUCCACAUCAAGGGUAACUCACAGGUUCUCCAGCCAGGCUCUGGCUGUUUGGAGAAACUGGCAAAGCUUCAACAUCUAGAUUUAAGUCAGUCACACUGAGUGUUCAGACUGCUCUAGAAAAGCACUGAGCAGACUUUUUUCCUGUAUCUGAGCCACAACACACAUCUCCAUCUCCAGGACACGCUCAUUUAUGGCACUGCUAGCCUAGAGCUGCUGGAUUUACCCUUCACUCCGUUCUAUAACAACACUUCACAGAGCCUUUUCCAAAAUCUGCAUGUCUAGCAAGUGCUGAAUCUUUCCUCAUCUCACAUUAAUACUAGCAUUCAGUAUCUCUUUCAAGGCUUGAAAAACCUCAUGUUCUUGGACCUUAGUCAAAAUAACUUUGAACUGGAGAUCAUGCCAAAGGACAAACUGUUCCAACAACUAUCCAUUUUAGAGGUGCUAAUAUUAUCAUCCUGUGAACUGACAGCAAUAGGUAACCAAAUAUUUCACAACCUCAGGAAAUUACAGCAUGUUGAUCUGAGUUACAACAAAUCUACUGCAUUCAGCACAGAUGCAUUUUCUAAUCUCAAGAGUACCUAUCUCAAUUGUACCCAUAACAGGAUCCAGACAGCUGAUCCAGGUGAUCAGCUAGUACCCCUAGAUGGCAACUGCAUAAUCAGUUUAAGCCACCACCUUCUGGACUGCACCUGCACUAACAUUGAUUUAAUCACCUGGUACAAGAAACAUCUGGACAAGGACCUUGAAGGAACAAGGUGUUCUGAACCCAAAUUAUGAGCAGGUUCAGCUGGCCACAUCUCACUCUCCUGUGGGAAGAACACAUCAGGAAUCAUUGCAGUUGUCUUGGCUGUUUUAUCUUGUAGUGCCAUCUUCCUUUGGGAUGCUCACUAUUUCAAGCAAAAUAACCAACAAGUCUAAGUCUGGGAUGCAGACACAGAAAAUAUCCACAGCAACUGUAUUAAGCUGAAAGACAUCUCAUUGUUUUCAUUUGUGACAUGUAUUUUCUUAACUUUUGUAAUAUCCUCUCUACCCGUAUUAAAACUUUUAGAAAAAUAAUGAAAAAAUUAUAAUUGAAAAAAUAAAUUAUUACAUGAAUCUUGAAAAUUAUUAUCUUAUGGAGAAAUCACAAUUCAGCUGGUAGCCCUGUUGUGCUAUUAUUGUGGUUAAUGCACUUGGAAAAUCCAACAGCCAAAAUAACUUCUCUUUUAAAAAAGAAAACGUAACCACCACCACCACUCCCAAAAAACAAACCAAACAACCCAAUGAAAACCAAACCAAAACCCCUAACCAAAUUCUACCCUCUAUCAAACACCCUUGAAAAGCAAUGUUUUAUAAGAGCUGGCAGUACUGUACCCCACUCUGCUGAAAAAAAACCAAAACCAAAACCAGAAACAGAAAAAAAACCCACAAAACAAACCCACCCAAAAAUCCCCCACUACCUAUAAAGGACAGAUUUAUAAUCACAUGAGACAUACCUGCAGGACUGGCAGAAACAUCAUGUAUCACCACUGUGAUUUAAAAAAAAUAUUUAAAAUACUUUUGAUCCUUAGAGAAUUAAUUCCUGGCCAUUGCAAUUCUGUUUAUCCAUCUUUCAGCCCGGGGCAGGCCCUGCUCCUGUGCUCUU